Molecule: messenger RNA, 927 nt
Organism: Pollicipes pollicipes
Lineage: Eukaryota; Metazoa; Arthropoda; Thecostraca; Pollicipedomorpha; Pollicipedidae
Product: leucine-rich repeat-containing protein 4-like
Exons: 4
Coding region: 1-927 (308 amino acids)
Cellular component (GO): plasma membrane
Molecular function (GO): protein binding
Source: RefSeq, a predicted model, not a curated record
AUGUUUGACACGCUGUUCGGCACGUCCGCAUCGAUAUGCACGGACGCGACGCCGCUGGCCGCCACGUGCAGCUGCACUCGUCAACAGCGGCAAGGCCCUCGGAGCAUCGACUGCGCCGGACGCGGCCUCGACAACCUGCCCGUCGGCCUGACGCUGCCCGGCGGCUUCUCGGCCGUGACGUUCGGCGAAAACAAGCUGACGGAGGUGAAGAGGGGCCAGUUUCGCUUCAAUCGGCUGCGCGUGCUGGACCCGUCGCUGUUCGUCAACACCGACAUCCGCGUGCUGCUGCUGAGUCACAACCCGCUGGUGAAGCUCGACCCCAUGCUGUUCAUGUUCGUGCCGCGUCUGAGGCGGCUGGACCUCAGCUCGAUGCGCUCGCUGCGCCGCCUGGAGGCGCACGCCUUCAGCGGGCUGGACCAGCUCGAGGAGCUGCGGUGCGGGUCCGGCGGCGCGCUGGCCGAGGUGCACCCGGCUGCGUUCAGGGACGCCGCCUCGGGCGAGCACCUGGCCCGGCUGGUGAGCGUGGACCUGGCCGGGAAUAACCUGACGGGCGUCAGCUGCGACCUGCUGCCCUGGGGGCGCAUGGAGUUCGUCGGCGUCGAGCAGAACCCCUGGACCUGUGAUUGCGACAUGGCCUGGGCAGCUGGCGGCGCUUUGCCCCACGAGGAUGCGCCGUCCUUCGUGUGUGAGAAGCCGAGGGCGGCGGUCGGCCGACCCGUCUCCAGUUUGACGGCAGCCGAGUUCGGCUGCCAGGAUGGCUUCGUCGCAAGCACCGGCUUCGUCGCAGGCAUCGCCCUCUCGGCUGUGGCGGUCGCGGUCGUUGUGGCCGUGGUCACCGUCUUUCAAAUCAAGUUCCAGCACGGCGUGAAGCGAAAGACGGGCGGUCAGCGGCGCAGCACACCGGGCGGCGAGACGCUCCGGUCGUGA